Molecule: messenger RNA, 923 nt
Organism: Peromyscus eremicus (cactus mouse)
Lineage: Eukaryota; Metazoa; Chordata; Mammalia; Rodentia; Cricetidae
Gene: Ccl28
Product: C-C motif chemokine ligand 28
Exons: 3
Coding region: 52-438 (128 amino acids)
Biological process (GO): positive regulation of cell-matrix adhesion; cell chemotaxis; immune response
Cellular component (GO): extracellular region
Molecular function (GO): chemokine activity
Source: RefSeq, a predicted model, not a curated record
GAUCCCACAGCCUCACCUGAGUCACCGCCAGACUCAGUGGGUCGGGCAGGAAUGCAGCAGGCAGGACUUACCCUCAUGGCUGUGGCUGUCUGUGUGGCUUUUCGAACCUCAGAAGCCAUACUUCCCAUAGCUUCCAGCUGUUGCACGGAAGUUUCCCAUCAUAUUUCCAGGAGGCUUCUGGAAAGAGUGAACUCGUGCAGUAUCCAGAGAGCUGACGGGGACUGUGAUUUGGCUGCUGUCAUCCUCCAUGUUAAACGCAGAAGGAUCUGCGUCAGCCCGCACAACCGUACUCUGAAGCGUUGGAUGAGAGCUUCGGAGGUGAAGAAGGACAAGGAUGGCAAAGGAAAUCCCUGCCAUAAGAAGCGGCACAGCAGGAGGGCCCGAAAGAAUCACACCCAGAGAAAGCACGGAACCCAGGGCCACAAAGCUCCUCAUUAGAACAGACUCGUGACCCUACAGAGAGAGCUCCGCAAGUGAACCGGCCCAUAGUUGGUCCUAAAUUUCUCACUCGAAUCUUCCUCAUGGACACCCAAUGUUGUUUUGCUUCGUUUGAAUAAUUGCAGCUAAGGAUGUUAAGUUCAGGGGUAAAGUGCUUGUGUAGCAUAUAAGUUCAAUCCUGGCACCAAAAAGCAAAAAACAAACGAAAGUGUGCACAAGUGACCAAUACUAUACCUAACUGAACAUGUAACAUUCAUCUUUAUAUAUAAAACUUAGAGGGAUAAUAUAGAUAGAAGUGCUCUAACUUUUUAAUUUAAGUCUCCAGUCCUACAGAGGAGCUGAAGGAUGGUACAAGGAUUAUGUACUUACCUGCCACCUACACUAGUCACUGUUAAUAUUUUCUCUCUCUUCUGUUUGUGUGUGUGUGCACAGCACAUACAUGUAAGAGCUUUCACACUAAACCAUUUGAAAAGUUGCAAACCUAA